Fulvia fulva is the source of this 804-nucleotide messenger RNA. RefSeq lists its product as uncharacterized. The transcript has a single exon. Bases 1 to 804 code for a protein of 267 amino acids. The record is from RefSeq and is a predicted model, not a curated record. NCBI's taxonomy places the organism in Eukaryota, Fungi, Ascomycota, Dothideomycetes, Mycosphaerellales, Mycosphaerellaceae.
AUGGCCCCAAAGUUGACCAUCACCCACAUCGGAACAGCGACGUCCAUUCUCACCAUCAACGGAAUCAACUUCCUCACGGAUCCUUUCUUCUCGCCUGCAGAAUCAUCCUUUCCCCUUUUCGGUGACUUUUCUCUCAGGGUCGAGGACGACCCAGCGCUCGGUCUGGAGCAACUCCCCAUCAUCGACGCCGUGCUUUUGAGCCACGAAGACCAUGUCGACAAUCUAGACGACUAUGGCCGCCAGCUUCUCAACGGUAGACUCGUUCUCACUACCGUUGAUGGCGCGAGGAACCUCGCACCCCGCCCAGGAGUCCGCGGCCUGAAGCCGUGGGAGAAAGUCAGCGUCAAGAUUGCUGGCAAUGACUUCCAGAUCAUCGGCACCCCGACUCAACAUGUCAAGGGCCAAGAAUGCACAGGCUUCAUCAUCACCAACGAAGACUUCGGCACCGGCCGCGAUGGUCUUCCCAAUGCCAUCUGGUUCUCUGGCGAUACUGUCUAUCUCCCUGAGUUCAGGAAGAUUGCCGAAGAGUAUCACAUCUGCGCCGCGAUCUUCAAUCUGGGUAAUGCGCACGCCCCCGAGGAUAUGAAUGACCUCGCCGGUCCGAAGUAUCAGAUCACCAUGGAUGGCAAAUCGGCUGCGCAGCUGUUUCGCGAGAUCAAGGCUGAUGUUUUGGCUCCUAUGCACUACGAGUCUUGGCAUCACUUCACGCAGUUUGGAGACGAGCUGAGAGAGGUGUUUGAAGAGGCAGGUAUCAUUAGCCAGGUGCGGUGGCUGAAAGGUGGAGUGCCGGUGUCAGUCCUUUGA